UGUCACCAAACUUCAAUCCCGUGGCAGCGCCAUGGUUCCUCGACAUUUGGGUAGAUCUUGUUUCGCUUCAUACGAUGAGAGCAGAUAGCUCAUGAUCCACAGGUGAUGCAGGAUGCCAGCUCAGGAACCUACGUGCCAUCUUCGGCUGCCUUCUCAAGGCCACGCGUGGCAUUGGACGUCGAUGAAGUGCUUUGUCGCACUGCCGAAGCCUUUUGCACCUGGCACUCUGGGCAGCCUGCGACUCUUACGGAAAGUUUCCAACGAUGCUAUUCAACGGAUUCAUCUGCCUUGCGAGAUCAAUUCUUGUGCUCAGACUUCUCCAUGAUGGCUGAGCCUGUGUUUGGGAGUCAAGAAGCACUACAGCAGCUCAAGACGGCAGGCUUCGAGCUUCACGCGGUGACUUCGCGGCCUGGCAGCUGCAAGUCCAGCACAGAGCGAUUCCUGGCGAGGUGUUUUCCAGCUUUGAUCAGCGGUCUCCACUUUGCUUCUGUAUCAGGACCUACAAAGGGGGAGCUCUGCAGACAGCUGGGUGUUGUGAUACUGGUGGACGACCAGCUGCAGAACAUUCUGGACGCAGUUUCGCAUGGUGUCCGAUGUGUGGUGCUUGAUCUUCAAGGGCACUACGUUUGGAACCACAGCACCUCCUUGCCCAGUGGCGCUGUGCGACUCUACUCUUGGGCAGAAAUCGCAAACUAUGUGAUGAGCCAAGGCAACCCGAUGGCUUCUGCGGCUUCCCAUGCAUCUCAGUUUGUUCCACGGACAGCGCAGUCCGAGCUCGGCCCCGUUCCAAGCUCUGCUCCCGAGAGUCGGCCAGGACACUCUCCGAACGGAUACAGUGUGCCUAGCACGCUGCCGCCAACAGCUGGGCCUCAAGUUCCGCAAACGCAGCUCCCGAACACAUCUUGUGCUGUUGAACGACCUCCAGAAGUUCCUCAAGCUCGAGCACAACUCCCGCAAGGGACCCCUCAAAUGGCACACCCGGACCUGGCAACGCAGCAGCUGCAGAUGCCACAGAUGUCGGUGCCAAAGACCAUGGUGCCAAAGACGCACCUGUCUGGCGAGACCCGUGAGGUGGUCUUCAAACCUCGAUUGCCAAUGGGAAUCUUUGUCUCUGAUGUUCAAGGAGGGCGUGUCAGCGGCGUUUUGGAUGGUCAAGCUAAAGAACAGGGUCUCGAACCGCACUUUGUGAUGGUGUCCAUCGAUGGUCAACCUUACAGCGAAGCUCUAUUGGAGGAAAAAAAGAAGGGCAAUGUUCCCUAUCGCGUGGCGAUCAGGCAACUUCCACCACCUGACGCGGAGGUCUUAAUCGAAUGCAUCAAGGUGGUCGGGCAAGAUGUGACGGCGAUGCCACCAGAGCUGCGGCACUUGGAGUUGGAGGUCUACAGCGAACCGUGUUUCGUAGGCCGCGCUGAGCAGGCCAGCUUCUUUCAGAAGCUCAUGCCAGAUGAGGAGUUGAGAAACUGUAUCUCUCGGAGACAUUUUAGCUUGUCCUGGGCGGGUGCACUGCAGUUCACUCGCCUCUCUGUGAACACGAUCUUCGCCAAUCAGGUCUUUGCUCCUGUGAAUGGCACAAUGUUUCUUCCUGAUGGCGCAUUACUCUAUCUAUGCAGCAGCGGAGAUGAGAACAUAAAGGGAAGGAAACAAAAAGCUGCUUGCAUGAGCCCUCUGGAGUUCAUCUCCUUCCUGGACGAAGAGAUUGACGAACAAGUUCCAGUUGCAGUCUUCCGGGUGACCACCCUCAAAGUGGGAGGACGUCCAGUCGAAGCUCAACAGCCGGCACCAGUGAGGGCGCGGAUGUUGUGCACCUCCUCGCAGAGUGUCAACGUGGACAUGAUGCCGAUGAGUGCUCGUACCUUUCCAGUGCACCAGCACACCAAAGUGGGACGAGAGCAUCAGCAGGAGUUCUUCGAAACGGUGCUGGGGCAGCAGAGUUGCUACUGGACGGCGAUCUCACGAAGCCAUCUGGUCUUGACGGAGGUGGAUCCCGGGAGUUUCCUGGUGCAGAAUCUGAGUGUGAAUCACGUGAUGGUGGCUGGACGGCACUUGCAAAAGGGCCAGCAGACUACCAUACAGGUGAAAGCCACCUUCGACUUUCUUGCAGUGCCUCCUGGCUCUCCUGCUACAGUGCCACAGUGCUUCCUCCGUUUGGAGUUGGUGCCUGAGGAUGGACACGCAGAACCUCCGAAAGCGCAGUCGCCCCGCAAGAGAAGUUUCUGGUUGGAGCUUUCUGGAAGCGCAGUCUUGGAGACGAGGAGAGUGGAUGCUACCGAUGGCAAGAUUGUAGUUGGCAGGGCAUGGCAGUUUGACCUGCACAAAAAGGCUCUUCGGGAAGAGGUCCAGACCUUCGUGAGCCGAGAGCACUUCCGCAUCGAGGAACUUGCCUCUGGUGGUGGUGCAACGGCAUUUCCACAGAAGAAAACGCUGCGCCUCACUGCCCUUAGCUCGAACCCGAUUUGGAUGAGCCGUUCUGGACAAGUGCAACAGCUCUCCAAAGAGGACUUCGUCGAGGUGGAUGCCGGUGACCGCAUUCUGCUCUAUACGGGAGCACGGGAUGGAACUCCAGAUGGACCUGGAUCUGUCGGACAAUUGAUUUGGACUGUUCAGCGCGACUGAUACUGUCAAAGCAGCUAGGAAUACAGGCUGAGCCACUCACACGGAGUCCUGUAGAUCGAUGUCGUGCUUGCAUGUGUUAAUGCACCGCUUUACCAUGCUGCAGCUAACUGUUGCAAAAAAGAGAGUCAGAAGCAGCUAAAAGUGUCGGAAAACACAUCUUUGUGGCCACUGCAGAAGCUGUGCAGAGACGUCCAUCCCUUUUAAAUCCUUUUACCACGGCCCAGGCUUGAUCCCUGUCCAGAUCUGUCGAUCAAGUCUGAAACAGACGGCUGACAUCCGC
Molecule: messenger RNA, 2893 nt
Organism: Cladocopium goreaui
Lineage: Eukaryota; Dinophyceae; Suessiales; Symbiodiniaceae
Source: the annotation of a GenBank genome assembly